Truncatella angustata is the source of this 1965-nucleotide messenger RNA. RefSeq names its product putative monooxygenase. The coding region runs from base 1 to 1965 and encodes 654 amino acids. The transcript is spliced from 6 exons. Lineage: Eukaryota; Fungi; Ascomycota; Sordariomycetes; Amphisphaeriales; Sporocadaceae. Gene Ontology annotation, molecular function: flavin adenine dinucleotide binding; monooxygenase activity. The record is from RefSeq and is a predicted model, not a curated record.
AUGACGCAUAACACAACUUCUGCGGCCUUGACCCAGGAUGAAUACCCUCCAGCUGGUAAUUUACUUCACAUGUUGGAGGCAAAGCCCUUGCCUACCCUCGAGCUCGGGAUCGUAGGAUCUCUGAGUGUUGAUGAGACCACCAAUCAGGCAAAGGCAGUGUUGAUUGCUUUUAAUACUGCUUUAGCAAAAGAAAGCCCGCGGCAGCUGGCUGAUUGCUUCUAUCAUGACCAAUCAUACUGGCGAGACCAGUUAGCCCUGACCUGGCAUCUGCGAACAUUCGAGACAGCAAGCACCAUUGCGGCGAGUUUCUUAGAGACCAAGAGACUGAGGGGUGUUACUGAUGGACUCGCUCUCGAGGGCGAAGCUCUGCUCAUACCUGUGACACCUGUUCUGCAAUUCAUCGACUUUGGAAUUUCUUUCAAGACUACCUCGCCAUCAUGUACCUGCAGCGGCAAAAUCCGCUUACUGCCGAUCAAAAACCGGCUGGAGAGUGGUGAGGAGACUGUAUCAUGGAAGAUAUGGGUCUUAAGUACUUGGCUGCAGGACCUUGAUGUACAGCCUGAAGACGAGUCACUACUCCAACUUGGGCGACAGGAACUCGGUAACGUCAGCCAGUUCGAGUCCGAUGUCUUCAUAAUUGGAGGCGGAAACUCUGCUGUUGCUCUCGCCGCGCGCCUGAAGGCUCUCGGUGUAGAUAGUGUCAUCGCUGAGCGCAACGCCAACAUCGGCGACAACUGGGCCCUUCGUUACGAUUCCCUACGCUUUCAUGUUCCGACGUCCUUCUGUGAAUUACCUUAUAUGCGCUAUGAAGAUCAUCUUCGGACUCCGCACUAUGUAUCCAAAGAUGAGCUAGCUGCACAGGUCAAGAAGUUUGCGACUACGUUUAAUCUCAAUACCAUAACUUCCGCCAGAAUCACGUCGACUUCUUACGACCAGGAGCGUCAAUUGUGGUACAUCGCCCUUGAGACCCCGGCCGGUGCCUACUCUGUCACAAGCAAACACCUCGUGCAAGCAACAGGCUUUGGGUCACAGAAUCCUUACGUGCCAAACAUCGCUGGAGGCGAUCUGUACAAGGGCACAGUCGUCCACUCAGCCCAGUACAAAAACGCAGCCCAGAUCGCGAGCCACGCCAAGUCUGUCAUCGUCAUUGGCUCGGCCAACACAGCAUUCGACGUCAUAGAAGACUGCCACGCGGCCGGCCUUCAGACAACCAUGGUAGCCAGGUCGCCCACGUUUGUGAUGCCCCUCGAGUACGUCUGCGACAGGCGUAGUCUCGGUGUUUACGACAUUGUCGGCGUGGAAGCGGGUGACAGGCUCCAGAUGACUGGACCCGUGAAUGUGGAUGCGGCUCUGGUGCGAGACCUCUUUGCAUUCAUGGCUUCCGAGGAGCCCCAUCGAUAUGAUAGCCUUGCCAAGGCCGGGUUCCCGGUCUAUGACAGCCGGGAAUCAAAGGCCGGGCUGAUAUCGAACUUGCUUGAGCGGGCUGGCGGGCAUUAUGUUGAUAUGGGAAGCACGAAGCUCAUAGCGGAUGGCAAGGUGGCCGUGAAGGGGCGAGUCGAGCCCGUUGCUUUCACCGAGACUGGUCUCAAGUUCUCAGACGGCACGACCCUGGACGCCGAUGCCGUAAUUUGGUGCACCGGGUUCAAAGACAAGAACGCGCGGGCCGUAGCCGCCGGAAUCUUGGGCGGGAAGAAAACGGCGGUCAACGGAAGCACGCACCUAGAGCACUUACUGGGACCAGAAGAAAUUGCGGCCCGUCUCGACGCCACGUGGGGCCUAGAUGCCGAAGCUGAGGUACGUGGCAUGUGGAAGCGCCAUCUCAACAUCGACAACUACUGGACGAUGGGUGGACAUACUCAGCAUCACCGCUGGCAUUCGCGCACGCUGGCUUUGCAGAUUAAGGCUGCACUUGCGGGGAUAUUGCCACCCGCUUAUCGCGAGACACCACUUAGUCAGGAAGAGUAA